UCCAAAAAGCCUUGUCCUUUUCUUCACUAUAAAUCAUACAUUCUAUUUGUAUCUUUCUUUCUUUCGUUCUUCUACAAAACAAACCCAUCUUCAUCUUUCUCUCUCUAAUUGAGCUUCAUAUGUGACUCUCUCUCCUCCCUCCAUACUCCUUAUCCCUUCAUCUCAACAUGGUCUCUAAUGGGUCUUCUUUAACUUUCCUUGCAAUCCUCAAAAGUCUCAGCUUUAUGCCUUGAUUCCCAUAUUCUUCAUCUUUUUUAGCUUUUCCAAGUCUUUCUCAACUGAAAGAAUCAUAUAAGGUUAAGGUUUUCUAAGUAAAAUAUGCCACCUGAUAACUUUCCUCUGAGAUGGGAGAGCACCAGAGACCAGUGGUGGUACGCGUCGCCAAUUGACUGGGCUGCAGCCAAUGGUCUAUACGAUCUGGUCAGAGAGCUUCUCCAUUUGGACACAAACCUUCUCAUUAAACUCACCUCUCUUCGCCGGAUUAGGCGUCUUGAAACGGUCUGGGACGACGAAGCUCAGUUCGAUGAUGUCGCCAAAUGUCGGUGUCAGGUGGCCAAGAAACUCCUCCUGGCAUGUGAAGUAAACGGUGGUCAUCAUAACACUCUUAUAAGGGCUGGCUAUGGUGGAUGGCUACUCUACACUGCAGCCUCAGCUGGUGAUGUGGGGUUCGUUAAAGUGUUGCUAGAAAGAGACCCUCUUCUUGUUUAUGGAGAAGGAGAGUAUGGUGUUACUGAUUUGCUCUACGCUGCAGCUAGGAGUAAGAAUUCUAACGUUUUCAAGCUCCUGCUGGAUUUUGCUAUGUCUCCAAGGUGUUACCUAAAAGGUGGAGGAGAGUUGGAAGAGCAGUUGGGUUGCAUAAGUGCUGAGUUUAAGUGGGAAAUGAGGAACAGGGCUGUUCAUGCUUUGGCUAGAGGAGGGAAUUUGGAGAUGUUGAGAGAGCUUCUUGGUGAUGAUUCUGAUGUUUUGAUUUUUAGAGAUGCUCAGGAAUAUACUAUCUUGCAUACAGCUUCUGGUAGAGGACAGGUUGAGGUUGUAAAGAAUCUUGUAGAAUCCUUUGAUAUCAUCACCACUACAGAUAACCAAGGGAACACAGCUUUACAUGUGGCUGCUUACAGGGGCUACUUAGCCGUGGUUGAGGUCUUAAUUCUUGCAUCUCCCUCCUUAACCACUUUGCCAAACUACUAUGGAGAUACUUUGUUGCAUAUGGCAGUGGCUGGUUUUCGGGCUCCUGGAUUCCGAAGAAUUGACAGGCAGUUUGAGCUCAUGCAAAAAUUGUUGUGUGGUGAUAUUGUGAAUGUAGAGGACAUUAUCAAUGUGAGGAACAACGAUGGAAGAACAGCUCUUCACAUGGCUGUAAAUGAGAACAUUCAGAGUAAUCUGGUAGAGCUUCUUAUGACCGUUCCAUCGAUUGAUCUAAACAUCCGAGAUGGUGAUGGAAUGACUCCUUUAGAUCUUCUCAAGCAACGGCCACAGUCAGUUUCUUCUGCAAUUUUGAUCAAGCAGUUGAUAUCAGCUGGUGGGAUCUCAAAUUGUCAUGACCAUAAAGCAAGAAGUGCCCUUGUUUCACAUCUGAAAAUGCAUGGAAUUGGAACUAGUCCCGGAACUUCUUUCAGAAUACCUGAUGCUGAGAUAUUCUUAUACACUGGGAUUGAGAAUGGUUCUUCUGACGCGAGUUGGGAUCAAACAAAUGAGCAAUUCAACACACGUUCAGGUGAACUUAUUAGUAGGCGGUUCGACUUGGCCAACUCAUUGAACAACAACAACUAUAAGAAGAAGUCUGCUCGUUCUGUAUACUCUGCUGCAGGGCGUCUGAAGUUUCUUCUCAGAUGGCCUAGAAGGAAGGACAAAAGCUCUGAAGGAGAAUUCGACGACGAUGAUUCUCUGGAUUCGUUGAAUAGAUAUAGAGGUUUCGAAGACAAACCUAUCCCUCUUAGGCAAAUGUAUUCGAAAUCUUCCUCUCUUCCUAACACCCACAGAAGAACACUUCCAAUUGAGAGCUUCCCAAGCCCAUCUACCAAGAUGAAAUAUGCUGCUGGUCUAAUGCAUGGUGUGAUCAAGACAAUGCCGAUGCCAUAUGUAACUGGCUCAACUCAUUCGCCUUCGAGUACUCGCUCUGGCUCCCCCUUGUAUUCGCCUGCUUUCAUGGAUAAACGAAAGUGCCUCAAGGGCAUGAACUUGAAGCAAAGCUCCUUGAAUAAGAAGUUGAUGAAUGAGUACUUGAGUUUUGGCGCACAAGGGGUGGUGGAACCUGUGGAAGAUACAAUGAGCUGCACAGGGCCACCACAUGAGAAUUAUAGGCAUUUCAGUUCUCUAGUUGCUUGAUUCAAUGGAGUUGGUGCUCUUUUCUCGUCUUAUUAUAUUGGUUUUUUUUUAGACUGCAUUAAAUUAUUUAAUAAGUUUUGUUUGUAGGUUAUUUAUACCAAUUACCAGGUCUAGUAAUGGACCCGAAAAUAAAAUGUUCAUUGGAAAUAAUAUGAAUUGAAAGUUUUUCUGUAAAUAAUAAUAUGUAUUGAUAAUAAUGAUGAUAUGUCUUUAGAUA
Humulus lupulus (European hop) is the source of this 2539-nucleotide messenger RNA. RefSeq lists its product as uncharacterized. NCBI's taxonomy places the organism in Eukaryota, Viridiplantae, Streptophyta, Magnoliopsida, Rosales, Cannabaceae. The transcript is spliced from 2 exons. Bases 319 to 2322 code for a protein of 667 amino acids. The record is from RefSeq and is a predicted model, not a curated record. Gene Ontology annotation, molecular function: protein binding.